Molecule: messenger RNA, 981 nt
Organism: Varanus komodoensis (Komodo dragon)
Lineage: Eukaryota; Metazoa; Chordata; Lepidosauria; Squamata; Varanidae
Product: homeobox protein NANOG-like
Exons: 4
Coding region: 1-981 (326 amino acids)
Biological process (GO): regulation of transcription by RNA polymerase II
Molecular function (GO): RNA polymerase II cis-regulatory region sequence-specific DNA binding; DNA-binding transcription factor activity, RNA polymerase II-specific
Source: RefSeq, a predicted model, not a curated record
AUGAAUGCCCCCCUGACGAUCAAUGCUUCUUACUUGGUCUACCCAGCCGGGGCAGCGACUGGAGCCGGCAUGGGUUACGACGAAUACUGCUGGCAUUCUCUGGAGGAGAUGGAGCCACUUCAUUGCUCCAAAGGGUUCCUUGCCCAGGAAGCUUUAAGCGGCCAGGAGGAAAAAGCUCUUCGUAAUAACCCAGAUCUCUCUCCAAGGUCCUCCAGCUCUGGCGUAUUCACUCUUUACACACCAGAUUCUGCCACCAGCCCCAACAGGCAACUCUCUUCCCCACAGCCAUCUUCUACUCCCCAGAGACGCAAAGAGGAAAGUGCAGGAGGCAGGAAGGUCAAAACUCGCACUGCUUUUUCUCAAGAGCAACUCCAGAUCCUCCACCACAGAUUCCAGAGUCAGAAAUACCUCAGUCCACAACAGAUCCGGGAACUGGCCUCUGCCUUGGAGCUCACCUACAAACAAAUAAAAACAUGGUUUCAGAACCAACGGAUGAAAUUGAAGAGAACCCAGAAAGAAACACUGUGGAUGAGAAAAGGCAUGUGCCCGUCUCAGAACAGUUACCUGAAUAUAAAUCCCAGUUAUCACCAAGGUUAUGGCAUCAGUGAUGGGAGGAAUGUCCAUUCCUUGGCCAGUGUACAUGAGAACUAUGCUGGCAACCAGAGCUAUGGCAGUGACCACCAGAUCUAUGGUAGUCCACAGAACUUCUGCCCGAUUGUAAGUGGUGAGGAUGGGAGUUUCUUUGGGAAAGCUGCUGGAACUUGUUACAGCCAACAGGCGAUCAGUUACAUCAGCCAGCAAAAGAUGAACUUUUAUCAUGGCUUCUCUGCCAGUGUGGAGUAUGCCACUGUGAAGAUGGAAGAUGGUUAUCCAUUCCCAAAUGUGUCUCCCAGUGCAGCCGCAUUACCAGGCACCUCUGCGCUCCAGCACUAUCAAGCACCUCUGCCAAUUCAAGGAGGUCAGAACACUGCUAGCCCUUAG